AAUGGCCGGGAACUUCAAGAAGGAAAUAAAGAUGGAGAAUGUUGAGAUUAAAGGAAAGAUUCAGGAAGAAAUUCUUCCCUCCUCUACUGUUGAGAAUACAUGUACUGUAGAGGAUUUGUGUACUGUUUAUAUAAAAGAAGAAGAUACAAAGAUGGAAACUCAAGAAAGAAUGGAGGAGAUAAAGAUGGAAAGUGUUGAAAUAAAAGAAGAAAUUCAAGAAGAUAUCACCUCAUCCUCUACUGAAGAGGAUACAGAGGAUACAAAUAUUGUCUAUAUUAAGGAAGAAGAUGUAAAGAUUGAAAUCACUGAAAAUCAAGAUGAAAUCUUAGAGGAUCCAUUGCAACCCAAGUCUAAGGUAAAAAGUCAAAGGAAAGCAGAAGAAGGGAGAUAUCCAUGUGAUAAAUGUGAGUUUAGGGCGCCUCAUCCAUGUAAACUUAAGUUGCAUAUUGAGAUCAAACAUGAGGGAUUGAGGUACCCAUGUAAACAUUGUGAUUAUUCUACAACUUCGGCAAGCUAUCUUCGAGUACAUAUUAGGAGUAAACAUGAAGGAGUGAGUUAUACUUGUAAUCAAUGCAAGUACACUGCAUCUAGAGCAAGUAUUCUAAGAAUUCAUAUUGAGAGUAAGCAUGAAGGAGUGAGAUAUCCUUGUGAUAAAUGUGAAUACGCUGCAACUAGAGCAGGAGAUCUUAAAGUUCAUAUUAAGAGUGUACACGAAGGACUAAAAUAUCCAUGUGAUAGAUGUGGAUUCACUUCAACCAGAGAAAGUCAUCUCAAAUCACAUAUUGAGGCAAAACAUGAAGGAGUCAGAUUUCUUUGUAAUAAAUGUGAAUACUCUACUUCUACAGAACGAAAUCUUAGAGUACAUAUUGAGAGUAAACACGAAGGAGUAACAUAUCCCUGUGAUAAAUGUGAAUUCACUACAACUAGGAAAAAUCAUCUUAAAUCACACAUUGAGAGCAAGCACGAAGGAGUAAGAUAUACAUGUGAUAAGUGUGAAUACUCUGCAGCUAGAGCAUAUCAGUUAAAACAACACAUUAAGAGUAAACACGCAGGAGUAAGAUAUCCUUGUGAUAAAUGUGAACAUAGGUCAAGUAAUAACAGUGAUCUCAAGAAGCACAUUCGUAAAAAACACGGAGGAAUAGGUUGAAUUAAUUAAUCUCGAGAAAAUAAAAUUACGUGUAUAUUAUGCAUGUAAUUUCAGAAAUCUCAUUUAAAAUUCGGAUGGUGAUGGACCAAACCUCUGUAGAGUAAAAAAGUAGAUGUUAGUUCCACAUUUAUUGAAAAUAUAUUUCGG
Eurytemora carolleeae is the source of this 1294-nucleotide messenger RNA. Its product is annotated as RE1-silencing transcription factor B-like. The coding region runs from base 2 to 1147 and encodes 381 amino acids. Gene Ontology annotation, molecular function: RNA polymerase II transcription regulatory region sequence-specific DNA binding; DNA-binding transcription factor activity, RNA polymerase II-specific. The record is from RefSeq and is a predicted model, not a curated record. Gene Ontology annotation, cellular component: nucleus. NCBI's taxonomy places the organism in Eukaryota, Metazoa, Arthropoda, Copepoda, Calanoida, Temoridae. The transcript has 3 exons. Gene Ontology annotation, biological process: regulation of transcription by RNA polymerase II.